ACACACACAAGAAAUUGAUCUUCGAAGAAACACAAAGCAUCUCUUCCCAAAGUAAGCGUUAGUCCUCUGAAGGGCAGCCUGGAACCGAUUUCAGCAAAGUGUCGGGACAAAGAGCUCUGCGCUGUUGUCCGGUACAGAGCGGUAGAAACCAAGAAGGAUGGAAUGCUUUCGAAGGCAGGGCGGGAAGUCUUCAAAGGAUGGAUACAGGAUAAGCCCGAAAAGAUGUCAGACUGGGGCGGGGCACUGCACCAGGGAACGAAGAGAGCUGCAGGAAGGGUAGGGAGUGCGGGACGGACGGCUAAAUCCAGGUGCCGGGAGGACAGCGCGCGGGGAGGAGCUGGCGUCUGGGCCGCCGGGCGGGGCCAGGUGAGGUCACAGGCCCUUGUGAGGUGGGGUGGAGCCGCGGGGCCGCAGCGCUGUCCAGUCGGCGCGGAGGCGGCGGCGAGCUCAGCCGCUCCCCGCUGACCCGGAGCCCCUGCGCGGUGGCGGAGGCGGUGGCGGUGGCGGUGCCCUGGGUCCCGCACUCUUCCAGCGCGGGCCGCUCAGUGGGCGGAGCGUCGGCCUCGGUCAGGAAAUCCUUUUGUGCUCAUUUAUACUUGUUCAUCAAGACCUUUGAGUCCUCAAGGGCCGAACUUACCUCUAAACUGAAAAAUGGAAAGUAAAGUACCUUUAUUCUGCCAGGCAGAAGAAAAUCGCGAUUUAUCAGAUGAAGGCUGCAGUUCUCUUGCAACCAACUUGCCAUCGAGACAUAUUGGCAACAAGAAAGACAUCAAGUUUUCUCAAAUGACACAGAAGACAGUUUCACAUGAAAUUAGGGGUUUCAGGCUAGAGCACAGAAAAAGGUAUGAAACAUCAAUAUUCCUCUGUGGAGAAGAGAAAUCCUCUGAUUUUUCAGGAGACAAAAAGUUCAGAAGAAAGAAAAGUUUACAAGUACAGUUGCAUACUGAAAGAACUGAGAUUGCCUCUUCCUCAGUGAAGCUGUUGAAGGAGAAGAUGACUAAGAAAGAAAGGUCUUCACUCAAGUUUCCGAAUCAGUACAGUGUUCACAAGACUUUAUCACCCUUUUGUACAUCUUCCUCAGUUAUUCGGAAAAGGGAAAUGCUUUCUAGCCUCUGCAGGACAUCAUGUAAUGAAGUACCUCAAGGACACUUACACUCACAAGAAUUAAGCGGUAAUAAUAGAUUCUAGAACUUCUUGAAUAAAUUCCCUGAUUGUGUACAUUUUAGAAAUUGUUUCAGUGAUUAGUGUCGCUUUCUUUACUCCUAAUGGCAUAUGAUAUCAACUAAUAUUACAUGAUGUGACAAAUGCUGUAGUCUGUGAGUAAGCAUAAGCAAACUAGGUAAAAUAAGUAUUCAUAAAUAUCUUUUUUUAGAAAUAUCUUCUGUUAUAUUGAUAGG
Acinonyx jubatus (cheetah) is the source of this 1397-nucleotide messenger RNA. Its product is annotated as EF-hand calcium-binding domain-containing protein 13-like. The coding region runs from base 652 to 1188 and encodes 178 amino acids. The transcript is spliced from 6 exons. The record is from RefSeq and is a predicted model, not a curated record. NCBI's taxonomy places the organism in Eukaryota, Metazoa, Chordata, Mammalia, Carnivora, Felidae.